AUGGCCUCGGCUACCUCUGUGACCAGCCUGGCAGAUGAGGUCAACUGCCCCAUCUGCCAAGGCACCCUGAGGGAACCGGUCACCAUCGACUGUGGCCACAACUUCUGCCGCUGUUGCCUCACUCGCUACUGUGAGAUCCCGGGCCAAGAAGAACCCGAAGAGUCCCUCACCUGCCCGCUCUGCAAAGAGCCCUUCCGCCCAGGGAGCUUCCGACCCAACUGGCAGCUGGCCAACGUGGUGGAGAACAUCGAACGCCUUCAGCUGGCCUCCCUGAGGGGCCUGGGGGAGGAGGACGCCUGCCCCGAGCACGGAGAGAAAGUCUACUUCUUCUGUGAGGAAGACGAGGUGCAGUUGUGCGUGGUGUGCCGCGAGGCUGGGGCGCACGGGGCCCACACCGUGCGCUUCCUGGAGGAUGCAGCGGGUCCCUACAGGGAACAAAUACAGAAGUGUCUUACGUGUUUAAGGAAAGAGAGAGAGGAAAUUCAAGAAAUCCAGUCAAGAGAAAACAAAAGGAUACAAGUACUCUUGACUCAGGUGGCUACCAAGAGACAGCAGGUGAUUUCCCAGUUUGCACAUCUGAGCCAAUUCCUAGCAGAACAGCAGAGUGUCCUCUUAGCACAACUGGAGAGGCUAGAUGGGGACAUCCUGAAGCAACAGGAAGAGUUCGAGUCCCUGGUCACUGGGGAGAUCUGCCGGUUUAGCACCCUGAUUGAGGAGCUGGAAGAGAAGAACGAGAGGCCAGCAAGGGAGCUCCUGACGGAUAUCAGAAGCACUUUAAUACGAUGUGAAACUAGGAAGUGCCGGAAACCAGAGGCCGUGUCCCCUGAGCUGGGCCAGAGGAUCCGGGACUUUCCCCAGCAGGCCCUCCCACUGCAGCAGGAGAUGAAGAUAUUUCUGGAAAAACUCUGCUUUGAGUUGGACUAUGAGCCAGCUUCUAUCUUUCUAGAUCCCCAGACUUCCCACCCCAAGCUCCUCCUCUCCGAGGACCACAAACAGGCUCGGUUCUCCUACAAAUGGCAGAAUUCACCAGAUACCCCCCAGCGUUUUGACCGGAUCACAUGUGUCCUGGCUCAAAGUGGAUUCACAGGGGGAAGACACACAUGGGUGGUGAAUGUAGACUUAGCCCAUGGGGGCAGCUGCACCUUGGGUGUGGUGAGGGAGGAUGUGCGGCGGAAGGGGGAAUUGAGAUUACGGCCAGAGGAGGGAAUCUGGGUGGUGAGGCUGGCUUGGGGCUUUGUCUCAGCUCUGGGCUCCUUUCCUACACGACUGGUCCUGGAAAAGCAGCCCCGGAAGGUGCGAGUGUCUCUCGACUAUGAGGUGGGUUGGGUGACCUUUUCCAAUGCUGUCACCCAGGAACAUAUCUAUACCUUCACUGCCUCCUUCACUGAAAAAGUCUUUCCUUUGUUUGGGCUCUGGGGACGAGGAUCUAGUUUCUCCUUGAGCCACUGA
Messenger RNA from Jaculus jaculus (lesser Egyptian jerboa), 1449 nucleotides. It is a transcript of the gene Trim10, whose product is annotated as tripartite motif containing 10. The coding region runs from base 1 to 1449 and encodes 482 amino acids. The transcript has 7 exons. Gene Ontology annotation, molecular function: zinc ion binding; protein binding. The record is from RefSeq and is a predicted model, not a curated record. Lineage: Eukaryota; Metazoa; Chordata; Mammalia; Rodentia; Dipodidae.